Molecule: messenger RNA, 4398 nt
Organism: Sardina pilchardus (European sardine)
Lineage: Eukaryota; Metazoa; Chordata; Actinopteri; Clupeiformes; Clupeidae
Product: dual specificity mitogen-activated protein kinase kinase 2-like
Exons: 11
Coding region: 1163-2350 (395 amino acids)
Biological process (GO): protein phosphorylation
Molecular function (GO): ATP binding; protein kinase activity
Source: RefSeq, a predicted model, not a curated record
UGGGUUUGGGCGAAAAGGGACACAUUUAGCCGCGCCCCCAGCCGUAACCUGGGACAUUUCGUGCAAGGAUAGCUGUCUCUUUUUGUAUCUCACUGAGGAUCCUAAAACUUCAUCACUUUCCAGGACAUAGAGCAACGAAGCUUUUGCCUAUAGUCAUUUCGAUUCCGAGAGCCCAGACGGUAUCGUUAACUGUCAGCUAACGCUAUGUUAGUGUUAGCUUGCUAAUCUGGUUUUGUAGCUAACAUUACCGACAAGUCGGUCGUCCUCUCGUUCAGGAAGAAUUAGCAAGUAAUGUAUUGUUAGCCAUAGGUGCCUGUCCUAGAUGCUAGCUUUGAUGGCUGGUUUACCUACACGUAGUUAUGCGUUUUGGUCGAGUGUAUUGUUUUAUGUGUUGCUAAACCUCGCAACAGCCAGAAGAAGGGAAAAUCAUUGCAUUUGAAGUAAUGUUAACACACACCGUUGGCUAGCUGGCUAACAUGUUAAAUGGGAAUAUACUGUUAGUAGUAAGUAUUGCUAGCUAGUGUGGCACGUUAAUAGUCUGAAGAAUUGCUAACAGAUUUAAAUGUUAGGCCACUUCAUGUCAGCAUCAGAAAAGGCUGUCAGUAAGUCUCUAGUGUGGCUCAUGUGUUGACCAGUUUCAGUGUAGUUUCAUCAGCAUAUAGCUCAUCAAAGCUAUUUUACCUACUCUCAAUUAGCUGUCGGAGUAAUGUCAUGCUAACGUCAGCUGGUUAACAUUGCCUCUAGUAAGCUUGUUAACAUAGCUGACCAACUGACAAGUUGCAUGGUAUUCUGCGGCGUUUGGGCGAUUUGACAUCGGAGCUGGUAGUUGAGCGAGCGUGUCCAGAUAUGGUGCUUCGUUUAUAAGUUAACACUUGAGAGAAAUUAAUCUUUCUAAUUCACUAUGACUGUAAGAUAGCUAUUAUAGCUAGUUGGCUAGCUUUAUCGCCUUUGCUGAUUUAGCUGACCAGGUGUGUGUUAAUUGUUUUGUUGACACCAUCCUGUGACGGAGCGACUGUAACUGUAAAGCAACCCCUGUUUAGAUUGUAUUUUUGUAAAUUGACGGGCUUAUCCAACGUUAUAUAUCGUAAAAGAACACAGCAACAGAUUGACAUAGGCUGCUAAGUAAUCUAGAAAUUGAAGACAUCUGACUGACAGAUAAGACAUGGCCCCCAAAAGACGACCGGUGCCGCUCAACAUCUCCACCGUUGGGGAAGGACAACCCACGUCCACCACCAUAGAUGCUGCUUCUGAGGCCAACCUGGAGGCCCUGCAGAAGAAGCUGGAGGAGCUGGAUCUGGAUGAGCAACAGAGGAAGCGCUUGGAGGCCUUCCUUACCCAGAAGGCCAAGGUGGGCGAGCUCAAAGACGACGACUUCCACCGCAUCUGUGAGCUGGGCGCUGGCAACGGUGGCGUGGUGAACAAAGUGUGCCACAAGCCCUCGGGGCUGGUGAUGGCACGCAAGCUCAUCCACCUGGAGAUCAAACCGGCCAUCCGCAACCAGAUCAUCAGAGAGCUGCAGGUCCUACACGAGUGCAACUCGCCCUACAUCGUGGGCUUCUACGGAGCCUUCUACAGCGACGGAGAGAUCAGCAUUUGCAUGGAACACAUGGACGGUGGAUCACUGGACCAGGUGCUAAAGGAGGCCAAGAGGAUCCCAGAGGAGAUUCUGGGUAAAGUCAGUAUUGCGGUUCUAAGGGGUCUGGCGUACCUCCGCGAGAAGCAUCAGAUCAUGCACAGAGACGUAAAGCCCUCUAACAUCCUGGUGAACUCUCGCGGUGAGAUCAAGCUCUGUGACUUUGGUGUGAGUGGCCAGCUCAUCGACUCCAUGGCCAAUUCCUUUGUGGGCACUCGCUCCUAUAUGUCGCCCGAGCGUCUGCAGGGCACCCACUACUCGGUGCAGUCGGACGUGUGGAGCAUGGGCCUGUCUCUGGUGGAGCUGUCCAUCGGCCGCUACCCCAUCCCCCCGCCCGACCCCCGCGAGCUCGAGGCCAUCUUCGGGCGCCCUCUAGUGGACGGAGCCGAUGGAGAAGCUCAGAGCACCUCACCCAGACCCAGGCCGCCCGCCAGACCAGUCAGCGGGCACGGGCCAGCUAUGGCCAUCUUUGAGCUGCUGGACUACAUCGUCAAUGAGCCUCCUCCCAAAUUGCCGCUGGGCGUGUUCACCUCAGACUUCCAGGAGUUUGUCACCAAAUGCCUCAUAAAGAACCCUGCAGACCGGGCAGAUCUUAAGAUGCUGAUGAACCACACCUUCAUUAAGCGCGCUGAGGUGGAAGAGGUGGACUUUGCUGGGUGGCUCUGCAAGACCAUGGGCCUGAACCAGCCCAGCACCCCGACACGCAUCACUGACUGAGACACAUGUACACACACACACACGCACGCACGCACACACACACACAUACAGUGCUAAGUGACAGAUUCUCUUUAGCUUGCAUAUAUGUACAUUUACCAACUUGAAGCCUGUUUUCUGAACUUGCACAGUGUGACACACAUACAGACACACAGACACACACACACACACACACACACACACACACACACCACGCACCUCUGUAUGAUAGUCUGAAUCACCAGCGUCAUCAGGACGCCCCCCUCCCCCUUACGCCCCGCAGGGAUAUCCCAAGAUGCUUUGGGGUGACUUUCAAGCCCCACAGCAUCGGUGCCCCAUUAAUGCGCCGUUCUGAUUAGGAUAAUGCACCUGUCCGUCACUUCCCCUCCGCUUCCAUUGGCUCAGGGUUUGGUCCAAUCAGGAAUGUGGUGCGUGUGUGUUCAAGACACGGCACGAAUUGCACCUUGGGGGAGUCCACCUCAAGAGGACUGAAAACUGUAGAGUGAUGUACACUCUGCCCCUCCCAGACUGUAGAUGAUGUAGUCUCUGCUCUCACAGACUGUAGGCAGUGUAGCCCACUGAUGCAAGAAGGAUCAUGCUAGCGCUAAUGUGUUUAGCAAGAUGUCCGAUACUCCAGAUCCUCAGAGUUUCCACAUCAGAGUCGAGCUUAGACAUGCACUGUGGAGGCAACACAGAAAUGAUGGGGAGUAAUUUCAGUAUCUUGCACACACACACACACACACACACACACACACACACACACACACACAGAAGCGUGCAUCAUUCUGGCCUUCCUCGCUCAUUCACCUGGUACCACAAAGAGAGAGACCAAAUCUUCACUCAAGUUACAACCUCCCAAAUGGACAUAGAGUAUAUAUAAAUAUAUAUAUAUACUAUUAUACAUUUAUUAUAUUAGCGAGGCAUGGGCCUCAACUGGGCGCAGUGAUCUUUAAAUAUAUUUCAGAUAUAUUUCAGCUUUGUGAGUAAAAACUGAGCUGAACUUCCUGGUGGCUGCGCAUGCAGAACUCUAUGAUGCGUUUCGUUUUCCAUGUUCCCUUUUGUUUGUGUGUAUUUUCUUUCUCUCUUUUUGUUUUCCUCUUCCUUUUUGUUUGUGUUUAUUUUCUUUUCCCCUGUUGCUUUCUAGUGUCUCUCUUUGCCAGAAGUUCAAAAGCUGCUGCAAGGGUGAUUUGAUAUGAUAUACUCUUAUGAAUCUGGGAAAAUGGACAGUUUGAGGGAUGUUGUUUCUUCUUUUUUUGGUUGUUAUAUGUGUGUAUCACCCCCUCCCCCCCUACACACACACACACAGGUGUCUGCGUUUUGCAGCACCUCUCAUAGGUUCUCAAACAGCUGUGUACCAUCUGUACAUGCACUCCACACAGAUAAGAUGCAUCUGGCAGGGUUAUGCGUUUUGCCCAAGCAUAGGUUAGUACUCACCUGUCAGUUGUAGAAUAAUAAACAGCUUGCGCCAUGAGGGCUGUAGCCAGCAGCCAACUCGGGAACAGAGGCGUUAUUCUCUGUCCCUGGAUCAGUGUUGGCCCUCAUAUGUGGCGUCAGAUACAGAGGCGUUUCCUGGGACGCUGUGGGACUGCCCACCUUGCUGCAGAAGAGCACGGCGAGCCCUGGCACAGAGCUGAGCAUCACAGUGGAGCGGGCGGUGGGCAGUCCUGAGGGCAUGAGCUGAGAUGAGCUGAGCUGAGCCGUCUAGGGGCUCACAGGUGGCUAUCAAGGGCUUUACCAGUGAUAUAGGGCCAUACUUGCUUAUCUUGUGUGGAGAGAUAAUGAACAGUAGGUGAUGAGGCGCUAUAUUGAUAAGUAAUAUGAGUCCUAGUGUUCAGUAUCUUAUAUGCAGUACAAGUCAGAUUGGGGAGUUCUGAACUGGUGACUGAGUUGGGGGUAGCUUGGGCCUUUUCUCUUGUCCUCUUGUUUUCUUCUUCUUUUCUUUGGCACUCUUGGACCUCUUUCAAUCACAGUUUCAAAUGGAGAAUGGCGCCACCUAGAGGCAGAGUUAUGUUAUUUUAUUUUGGUCUUUUUAAUGUCAUUAUUGUCAAUAAAAGAUGGUGUGUAAGAUCACA